Molecule: messenger RNA, 555 nt
Organism: Necator americanus (New World hookworm)
Lineage: Eukaryota; Metazoa; Nematoda; Chromadorea; Rhabditida; Ancylostomatidae
Exons: 1
Coding region: 1-555 (184 amino acids)
Source: RefSeq, a predicted model, not a curated record
AUGCUGCUCAACUACAGCUUCACUAUCGAGUACAUCAAUACAAAGGAUUUCUGCCAAGUGGACGCUCUUUCACGCCUCCUCUCGCCAAAAUCAUCGAUACCGCAGGACUACGUGAUCGCCUCAAUAGAUGCUGAUGUCACUACUGAAUUUUCAGAGAAUUGUUAUCAUCUUUCAGUAUCCAUUGGGACUGCUUCGCAAGCCAAUCGUCUUAUUCAGCUGGUGAUCGACUAUACGAAAUCCGGAAACUGGCCCCAAGUCAACCACCAUUCUCCUCUGUGGCACUACUACAACCGCAGAAAUACCAUGACGACAGUCGAAGGAUGUCUGCUAACUGCAUCCCGCAUAGUGAUUCUAAAAUCACUUCGACAUCAUGUUCUUUCAGCACUACACAAAGCUCAUCCAGGCCAAACAAGGAUGAAAAUGCUUGCAAGAAGCUUUGUCUAUUGGCCUACGAUGGAUUUGGACAUCGAAAAACUCAAGACCUGCCCAAAAUGUGCGUCUGUGGCAAAGAAUCCGAUCAAAGCUGAACUAUCGCCGAAACCACACUCGCCGUAG